GCUAGCUUCAUCAACCAACCACCACACUGCUGCGUCCUCCUCCUCCUCCCGGAAGCAGAGCAGGGAGCAGCAGAGGAGGACGAGGAGAGAAAGAGCGAGCGAUCACUCGCUGCCUGUCACCCCACAGGCCGGAGGAAGAACGGAAGAUAAACGCAGGUGUAGCCAAGACAACAAGAUGGUGGCGGCGGCGGUGGCGAUUGGGCUGGCGGUGGCGGCGGCGGUGGUGGUGGUGGCGAGCAGCCUGCUGCUGCGGUGGAACGAGGUGCGGUACAGUCGGAGGCGCGGCCUGCCGCCGGGCACAAUGGGGUGGCCACUCUUCGGCGAGACCACAGAGUUCCUCAAGCAGGGCCCCAGCUUCAUGAAGGCCAGGAGGCUCAGGUACGGGAGCUUGUUCAGGACGCACAUCCUGGGGUGCCCGACGGUGGUGUGCAUGGAGCCGGAGCUGAACCGUCGGGCGCUGGCCAGCGAAGGCCGCGGCUUCGUCCCGGGCUACCCGCAGUCGAUGCUCGACAUCCUCGGCCGGAACAACAUCGCCGCCGUGCAGGGCCCGCUCCACCGCGCCAUGCGCGGCGCCAUGCUCUCCCUCGUCCGCCCCGCCAUGAUCCGCUCCUCCCUCCUCCCCAAGAUCGACGCCUUCAUGCGCUCCCACCUCGCCGGCUGGUCCGCCGGCGUCGUCGACAUCCAGGCCAAGACCAAGGAGAUGGCCUUGCUAUCUGCACUCAGGCAGAUUGCUGGUGUCUCUGCUGGCCCACUUUCUGACGCACUCAAGGCAGAGCUGUACACCCUUGUACUUGGCACCAUCUCCCUGCCCAUCAACCUUCCAGGAACCAACUACUACCAAGGGUUCAAGGCAAGGAAGAAGUUUGUGGCCAUGCUGGAGCAGAUGAUCGCCGAACGGCGAUCCUCCGGUCAGGUCCAUGACGACAUGCUGGAUGCUCUCUUGACCGGCGUCGAGGGCACCAGGGAAAAGCUUAGUGAUGAACAGAUCAUUGACUUGAUCAUCACCCUCAUAUACUCUGGGUAUGAAACCAUGUCAACGACUUCGAUGAUGGCGGUCAAGUACCUGUCGGACCAUCCCAAAGCUCUUGAGCAACUCAGGAAAGAGCAUUUUGAUAUCAGGAAAGGGAAAGCGCCUGAGGAUGCCAUCGACUGGAAUGAUUUCAAGUCCAUGACCUUCACUCGAGCUGUUAUCUUUGAGACAUUAAGAUUAGCUACAGUUGUGAAUGGGCUUCUGAGGAAAACUACCCAAGAUGUUGAAAUGAAUGGCUAUGUUAUCCCGAAAGGUUGGAGAAUAUAUGUUUACACGAGGGAGAUAAAUUAUGAUCCUUUCCUGUACCCUGAUCCAAUGACAUUCAAUCCAUGGAGGUGGCUGGAGAAGAACAUGGAAUCACAUCCACACUUCAUGCUUUUCGGAGGAGGUAGUCGGAUGUGCCCGGGGAAGGAAGUCGGCACAGUGGAAAUUGCAACUUUUCUUCACUAUUUUGUGACUCAAUACAGAUGGCAGGAAGAAGGUACCAACACAAUACUGAAGUUCCCCCGAGUGGAAGCUCCCAACGGGCUACAUAUCCGAGUGGAAGAUUACUGAUCCUGGAACAUUUUGCGGAGUUUAGAUAGGAAUUCAUAGUCAGAUAGAAAAUAAGAGUGCAAUUCUGAUGCUGCUGCCCUGAUGACAGGAUUAGAACAGCCGUUUGGCUCUUGUAACAUAUGUCCAUGAAAAUAGGAAUAUUAUUAUAGAGAUAAUAUAGGCAUUAUAGGUCCAGUAGGAAACUAAUGUAGAUUGCCUUAAGAUGCUCAUGUAUUCUUUUGGUUGAUCAAUUGUUUAACUAAAACAGAAGUGUCAUUUGGCUUCUAUGCUUCUGGACUUGAUACAGAGUUACAGACACCAGCUGUCCAUAAGAACAUAACACAUGGGUGAAGAAUU
Oryza brachyantha (malo sina) is the source of this 1921-nucleotide messenger RNA. Its product is annotated as cytochrome P450 85A1. Gene Ontology annotation, molecular function: monooxygenase activity; oxidoreductase activity, acting on paired donors, with incorporation or reduction of molecular oxygen; heme binding. The record is from RefSeq and is a predicted model, not a curated record. The transcript is spliced from 9 exons. Gene Ontology annotation, biological process: sterol metabolic process. Lineage: Eukaryota; Viridiplantae; Streptophyta; Magnoliopsida; Poales; Poaceae. The coding region runs from base 176 to 1585 and encodes 469 amino acids.